AUGAUCUCAAGUUUGGCUAAGCUUGUCGCGUGGCAGGAUGCUCAGAGGUUGACCCCGCAUGAGCGAGCUAAUACAGGUAUGGAGCCUGGAAUUGAUAUUAUUGCGCCGGUAUACUCCGCUGACACGCGUCUUGAUAUAGCAACGGAAGAAAACCGGGGCGUAUACAAGCUUAAAAGUCGGCUUUCUGAUGUGGAACUGGUCCCCUUCUAUACGGGACGGUGCGAUGAAAAUGCCCAGAUACAGCAGCUUUUUCAGCAGGGUCGGUCAAGGAUAACGGUUGUUCUGAGUGGGUUAGGGGGCAUCGGAAAGACACAAAUUGCGCUGAAAUACGCAGCGGUUCACGAAAGCGAGUAUGAUGCUAUUUACUGGGUGAAUUACCGAAGCAUAGACACUGUUAAGCAGAGUCUUUUUGCAGUUGCAGAGCGAAUUCACCACCAGAACCCUUUCUUGCCGGGCUGGAAAGAGGUUUUAGAAUUGCAAGAUAUCAAAAAGACAUCAUUAGCCGUGAUUGACUGGCUAAGCCAGACUCACAAUGACAGAUGGCUCGUCAUUUGCGAUGGUUAUGGCCAGGGUCCGAUAGAUGAUUCCAGUCUUGAGAACUGGAAUCUGCACGAAAUGAUUCGAACUAAUCAUGGACACAUACUCAUCACAUCUAGAUGGCCACAAUCAGACGGGUUUCAUCAUAUUUCGGUCGAGAAGUUUACGGACAUGAGCCUUGGCGUGGAUUUACUUCUGGAGUGUUCCAAAAAACCAACCCUGCGGGAUGAUCCGGAUAUAAAACGACUGGCUCAAACAUUAGAUGGCCUUCCUCUUGCUUUAGUGGCAGCGGGUACAUAUCUACGCCACUAUCCAUACAGCUGUGCAGAAUAUCUGGAUGCAUACAGCCAGUCGUGGCUCCGGCUGCUGAAGAAGACACCAACAUCUAAACAAUAUGAUCUUACUCUCUAUUCAACUUGGGAUCUUACUUUAGAUCGAAUUAGCAAAGUCAAUAGACUUGCUGCUAUACUCUUACAUUUCUGUGCUUAUUUUGACAAUAAUGAUCUCUGGUUUGAGCUCUUCCAGAUGAAGAAUGAGCUAGAGAAGCCGGAAUGGCUCCAAACGCUCACAGCAGAUAAGCUUGAAUUUGGUGACGCUGUGCGAAUUCUCCAUGAGCACGCCAUGAUCGAGCUCCAUGGUGGAGUGACAGAUAAUAGGAGUGGUUCAAUUGGCUUCAGGAUACAUAACUGUGUGCAUUCCUGGACCAUCCAUGUCCUCAAUAAAAAUUGGGACUAUGGGAUCUCUUCGCUGGCUUUGGGCUGUAUUGCCAGCACAGUUCCACACGACGGCACUUCAUACUGGCAUAUAUCGCAGAGGCUGCUAGCUCAUGCGAACCGCGUUAUCGAUCUCUUUCAUCAAGAGAAGCUCACCAAGGGCUAUACAGUAGGCCAGGUUGGGCAAAUACAGACGAUCAUUAACUUCUUCCUUACGCUAGGCAGACCAGAAACGGUCAGGGAGAUGUGUAUAAGCCUAUAUGAGCAGCUGGAAGAGUCCAUUGGUGAUAUAAAUACAUACCGUCAUCCAACAACACUUAUGCUCGCGUGGGACAUGAUUCAGACUCUUUCAAGACUCGGAAAUUAUGACCAGGCGGAAAUCUGGUGCAAUCGUGCCCUGAGCCGGUUAAGCGACAUUCCCAAUGGAAGGCGAUUGAAACGGCUUUUUAUUUAUUUGAUGGCACGGAAUAAUAUGUCUAGAGGACAGACGGAAAAGGGCACGCAGCUAUUGAUCGCAGGCUUAGAUGAGUGCCAAGAUGAGGGCAUUUCCGCUUUUCCAUCGGAAGAGUAUCUGAUGCCUGCAAUAUGGGUGCCAUAUCUCUUCAAGGAAAUGCCGACGGACUUGCAAACAUGGCUUGGAAACUACAUGAAUCAGCAAGGGACGGUCACGAUGGACAAUCGUCAACCAUCCUUCAAAUACCUUUGCACUCAGAUCUAUCUUUUUCUUUCCCGGCAUGAUAAUGGCACGGCCAAGGCUCUGCUCGCCGAAGCUCGGGAAAUAUUUGACCGAGUAGACUCUGCCGACUAUGCGAAAGCCUGCAUGUUCCCUACCCUUAUGGCUCUAUAUAUCAAACUGGAAGAUCAGAGGGAAAUACAGAGUUUGUGUGAGGCAGCAUUCACUGGGGACUGGGAGACACUGUGGCAGAGUGAUUCCGAACACUCCUUCCUUAUGGCUUUCACGAGGAUCUACGCACAUGUGACAUGCUGCCAGUUUGAUAAAGCUGUAAUUGCGUGUCAGAAGACUCUGGACAAGCUAAAAGAGUCUCAAGUGCCAUGUCCAGUACAUAGAUUUGACGUGCUGUUUAUGCUGGGAUCAGUCUUCAUAGCCCAGGGAAGGAUUUUUGAUGCAGAGGAACACCUGACUGCAGCAAUUGACUUGACUGCAGCAAUUAUAGGACAAGCAGAGAACACGUCAUACCGCUUCAAACGUCUUACCGACAUGAUGGACUAUGUCAGAGAAUGUUAUGAACAGAAGGGCGAUCAAGCAGGUGCUCAAAGGUGUCUGAAAUUGGUACAAGGAUGUCGCUCCGAGCGACUAGGGACAGAUACUUAG
Aspergillus lentulus is the source of this 2583-nucleotide messenger RNA. NCBI's taxonomy places the organism in Eukaryota, Fungi, Ascomycota, Eurotiomycetes, Eurotiales, Aspergillaceae. The record is from RefSeq and is a predicted model, not a curated record.